CGUUGUUGCAUUUUCCACACGAUCAAGAAACUAUUUUAGCUACAAUCUGCAUUGCGAAGCCCUGGCUUCCUGCAAGAACCAAAGCACACAAGCAGCCAUGGCUGGUUCGUCUCACGAGGAGGUUCAGGCCACGGACUCUGGGGAGCCCUUGGAGAACAGUGAGGCCCUCGGCACUGGUGAGCCAUCAGAGGCCAUUCAGAGGCCGAGCAUCAAUGAGCCCUCGGAUGAGGCCAGUGUCGCUUGUCAUUCGCCUCAUCCACCAACUGGCUUGGAUGAGCCUGGCGACACCAGCAGCGAUCAAGAUGUUGUGGCAGAGCCCCCCAAGCCUAGCUUCACGGACCCUGAGAACAAUCCUGAGUAUCAGCGCCUCAGAGGAGUCCAACUUGAGAUUGCGGGUAAGAUGCUGGCGCUGGAUUGCGGAACCACUGAUCCAGCCAAGACCGCAGCCUCGCUUGCACUCUACCCAAAACGCUAUAUCGACAUUUCCAACGACGAGUGCCAGGUCAUCUGCUACCAUCAUGGCAGCGAGGGCGGUGGCUGGCUGGAGCGUCUAAAGAAUGAGAAGGCGACAUUGGAGAACGAGAAUAGCGAACUUGUGGCCGAGAAUAGAAACCUGAAGGCCGAGAACAGGAACCUCGGGGCUGAGAAAGACCGGCUUGAGACUCGCGCCAAAGCGGAUGCUUCCGAAAAGCUAUCUCUGAGAUCAAAGUUGGCGAUGUCCAAUUUGAACAAGAAGUGGCUUGUGGAUGGCAUGAGGGGCCUCGAGGCGCCCGUCCAUGACGUAUUUCAGACGCUUCGGUGCAGCGUGCAGUGGUACGAAGAGUCCGAGAAGGCUGAGAAGACUGAACAAGCCGAGAAGGCUGAGCGAGCCAAGCUAGCCAAGCUGGGUAAAAAAGUCGAAUUGGCGGAGCAGGAAGAGCAGGAAGAGCAGGCCAAGGGGGAAGAGCACAUCCAGCCUGGCAUUUCAAGCCAAGAUGCUGCGUCGGCAGUACUUCAGCCGGCCCCCGAUUCACCCAAGCCGGCGCUCGAACCGCGCGAGGUGUCCGAAAUGCCCGAGCCUGCCGACGCGCCGGGUCCUUCGGCGCCUGGUAGCACCAAGCGGAACGGCGACCACGAGGGCGGCGCCGUGGCCAACAAGCGGCCCAAGACAGCCGGUGAGAGCACCGGCCAGCGCAAGCCCGAACUCCUCGGCGCCUUCGGCUCGAUCGGCCUUGCCGAUAUCGGGUACCUCUUUGACCUAACGCGCAAGGUGGUCCCGGAAAUCGCCUGGACCCAGGUCCUGGAGAUGAAGCCCAUGCCCCGAGGGUUCCGCUGGCCCGAGAGGUCGGACCAGAUGUGGAUCCUGCGCUGCCCGUUCCACCUGGACCGGAAGCCCUGCCCGCUGAGCGGCAACACGGGCUGGUACGACAUCCCCCCGACCGGUGGUUGGGGCUUUGGCGUGAACCACCUCUGCGCCGAGCACCAGUAUCCGCAUCUAGACCUCAAGACCCUCAUCGAGAGGCACGGCACGAGAAUUAUCCCUAAUUCCUUCUAUUAUAGAAUGCUGCCGCCCAACUUCGCGGCCAAAGUCGAGGAGGAGACCAAUGAUGAGGAUGCCAAGGCAGACAGGAUCCAGAGGGCCAAGCACAUCGCUGUGCAGGCCCGUGUGUUCAGGAAGAAGUUCCGGGGCGACUGAUGCGCUACUCGGGGGAUGUCUUUUCCCCUCAGGCCAACGGGACGAAGAGUGGAAUAGGCAGUGCUUCCCUUGGGCUGGCUACGACUAGUUUUUGAUAGAAAAGAUACAUAGUCGCAUUGUAGCCCUAGUAGUGGCCUCGCCUCGCCAUGUUCUGACAUGGGGCAGCAAUCCCAACGUUCCUAUUUUCUUCACGGAAUAUCUC
Gaeumannomyces tritici R3-111a-1 is the source of this 1877-nucleotide messenger RNA. RefSeq lists its product as hypothetical. The coding region runs from base 98 to 1675 and encodes 525 amino acids. The record is from RefSeq and is a predicted model, not a curated record. The transcript is spliced from 3 exons. Lineage: Eukaryota; Fungi; Ascomycota; Sordariomycetes; Magnaporthales; Magnaporthaceae.